AUAUAAAAAAAAAAUUGCAGUAGAUUAAAGAAGCCAAGGAAAAACGAAAUUUUUAAUCUUAAACAGAUAAUGGUUGGACUCAGGAGUAGUGUGUAGAUCGCAAUGUUCUGUCAUUUUUCAUCUGCGGCUGAGAGUGUUUUAAAGUAGCAACAUAGCACAAUCUAAAACCUCAAACUUUUAUUGAAAAGUCUCAAUUUUGAACUCACUCGGAAGUGAUGGAGUCGCACGUGGAUCUGGGUUUUCUCCUACACGCUCUCAUGCCAUCUUGGAACUCCGUUCCUUUGCUUUCGGGGUUCUUCACUUACUUGGCCAUUGCUGGAUCCGUUCUCCCUGGGAAAGUUGUUCCUGGGGUUGCUCUACCUGAUGCAACUCGUCUUCACUAUCGAUGCAAUGGUCUGCUCUCGCUUCUUCUGUUGGUUGCGCUUCUUGGGAUCGGUGCCAAUAUGGGUUUUGUGUCUCCCACUGCCAUAUCAGACAGAGGACUUGAGUUGCUGUCCACAACGUUUCUCUUUAGUUUUCUUGUGACCCUGGUACUGUAUUUUUCUGGUUGCGAGUCACAAAGUAAAGGUUCAUCUCUAAAACCUCAUAUCAGUGGGAACCUGAUACAUGAUUGGUGGUUUGGAAUACAACUAAAUCCUCACUUCAUGGGUAUUGACCUCAAAUUUUUCUUUGUUAGAGCUGGAAUGAUGGGGUGGCUACUUAUCAAUUUAUCUAUUCUUAUGAAGAGCAUUCAAGAUGGUACUUUGAGCCAGUCAAUGAUUCUCUACCAGCUAUUCUGUGCACUAUACAUCCUGGACUAUUUUGUACAUGAAGAAUACAUGACAUCCACCUGGGACAUAAUUGCUGAGAGAUUGGGCUUCAUGUUGGUCUUUGGAGAUUUAGUGUGGAUACCUUUCACUUUCAGCAUACAGGGGUGGUGGCUAUUGAAGAACAGUGUGGAGUUAACAACCGCUGCCGUGGUAGCUAAUUGCUUUGUCUUCUUGAUCGGAUAUAUGGUAUUUCGAGGAGCAAACAAGCAAAAACACGUGUUCAAAAAGAAUCCAAAGGCUCCUAUUUGGGGUAAGCCUCCAAAAGUUGUUGGAGGCAAGCUACUAGCGUCUGGUUAUUGGGGUGUUGCUAGGCACUGUAAUUACCUAGGGGAUUUGCUGCUUGCUCUCUCCUUUAGCUUACCUUGUGGGAUAAGUUCACCAAUUCCAUACUUCUAUCCAGUUUAUCUUCUUAUUCUGUUGAUUUGGAGAGAGAGAAGGGAUGAAACUCGUUGUGCAGAGAAGUAUAAAGAGAUAUGGGCAGAGUAUCGUAAACUUGUGCCAUGGAGAAUAUUGCCUUAUGUUUAUUAGGAGCAUAAUAAGGGCUUCAUUUUGCCAAUGCUACUAAACACUUUGAUGUAAAUUGGUUCUUGGAUCUUUUCUUGUUUGUGUAUGGAUUAUCAUGCUCAUGGCUUUCUUUUUUAUGGCCAUCUCUUUUUGAUAUGAUAUUUCUCUAUUUGUUUUGAAAUGAGAAUGGCAUGGUGCAAGAUCCUUGGCUUAUCUUAUAA
Vigna unguiculata (cowpea) is the source of this 1534-nucleotide messenger RNA. It is a transcript of the gene FK, whose product is annotated as Ergosterol biosynthesis ERG4/ERG24 family. The record is from RefSeq and is a predicted model, not a curated record. Gene Ontology annotation, biological process: sterol biosynthetic process. Gene Ontology annotation, cellular component: endoplasmic reticulum membrane. Lineage: Eukaryota; Viridiplantae; Streptophyta; Magnoliopsida; Fabales; Fabaceae. Gene Ontology annotation, molecular function: Delta14-sterol reductase activity.